UCAGGCUAAGACCAACCCCCGAAGCUGAUGCAUGUUUCAGCUAAGGUCGCACUUCACUCCCUCUGCCUCGUCAGUUUGACUGUGACUUACUUGGUGUGCUUGUCUGGAUUCUGAUGACUGAACAGCAAAUGAAGUGCAGGAUAAAAGUAAUACUACAACAUUUCCCAGUGCAUGUCUAAGCUCUCUAACCAGGCAGAGCUCAAAACCACCCUCUGCUGGCAAAAAGGGGCAAAGAAAACAUCUGAGGAUCCUGGAGGAUUACACUGUAUAUGCUGCAUGUAAUCCCUCUAUGUAUUGAAAGGGCUCUGGCAUUUUCUGUGAGAGUGGGUAUCCAUUUGAUAAAUUCUUCACCGCUCCUACUACUGAAAGCAUAUCAUCAAAGAUGACUUUGUAGCUACUGAGUGCACACAGAAUAGAAGAAAAGCAACAUCAGGCAUGGAGGCUUUAAAUUCUUCCAGUAGAGUGACUUCAGCUUCACCCCCCACCUCCACUACUCCCUCAUGUUCAUGCUACCUGCAGUUCUUCUGUGAAUACCAGGACAAAUCUGUCAUUGAAAAGCAUUACAACUACACUGAGAAGCUGAGCAACCGUGAUAGGCUCAAACCUGAAAGCAUUGCCUUACUGGUGGUGUGUGUCCUCAUCAUCCUGGAGAACACUGUGGUUCUGCUUGCCAUUUGGAGGAAUAAAAAGUUCCACCUGCCCAUGUAUUACCUGCUGGGAAACCUGACUCUGUCAGACUUGCUGGCUGGUAUUGCCUACAUGGUCAAUAUCCUCCUAUCGGGAAAAAAUACUUUAAAACUGACACCAGUGAUGUGGUUCCUCCGGGAGGGAGGGGUCUUUAUCACUCUGGCUGCCUCUAUAAUUAGUCUACUAGCCAUUGCGAUUGAACGCCAUGUCACUAUGGUGACCAUGAGGCCGUAUCAUGGGGCAAAGCGGGGACGCAUGUUGGCACUAAUUGGUGCGAGCUGGGCCGUGGCAGGGUUUUUGGGAAUCCUCCCAAUAUUGGGAUGGAACUGCAUCCGCAGACUGGACCAGUGUUCAACGGUGCUCCCGCUUUAUGCCAAAAGCUACAUUCUGUGCUGUGUGUCUGUUUUCAGCGCUGUGCUCUUGGCCAUCGUGGUGCUUUAUGUGCGUGUUUUCCGCAUCGUCCGCACCAACACACAGCGCCAGCGGCUCGGCUUGUCAGGCAGCAUAAGGAAGGGCUUAGCCAGGAAGUCAGAGAAGUACAUUGCUCUCCUCAAGACAGUCACCAUUGUCUUGGGAGUCUUCAUCGCUUGUUGGCUGCCCCUUUUCAUUCUCCUCCUGAUAGAUUUUUCCUGCCCCAUCCGUGGAUGCUCUGUGCUCUACAAGGCUGAGUACUUCCUGGGAGUAGCCAUUAUCAACUCGCUCCUCAACCCCAUCAUCUACACACUGACCAGUAAGGACAUGAGGAGGGCCAUUCUGAGGCUCCUCUGUCGGCCGUGUCUAAUGACGUCGGAUGGGCAGGUGAAGAAGAUUGGGAUGCCGUUCCUGGAGUGCAGUUUCAGUAAAACUGAGGUGCCCUCCCAGAAGUUAGAACCGGGUCUGGAGACCACCAUUUCAUCUGGAAAUGUCAUCACCACUCCAUCUACAAUUAAAGCCCUAUACCCCAAACUUUUCAAGUCAUAAAGACUUUGACUGACUGUGUCCAAAAUGUGUAAAUGGGUUUCCCGCUCAAUAGAGGAUAUGUAGCACAUCCACUAUUGAGAAACAGUUCUGUGGUUUUUUUUUUUUCAAAGAGACAAAGAAAGGGGGGCGUAUGAAAGACGAUGACUCACCUUUGACAGUGUGGCGCAGUUAUGGCAAUAUAACUGAAUCACAGAAUUUCAUUUUGAUGAAGCAUACCAAACCAGAGAGCAAAGGAUGUAUUUCAAAUGUGAACACGUAAUGGUUUUUAUGUAUAUGAUGCUAGCAAUAUGUCUCCUUUAUUAAUUUGCACUGACAUAUGCAACCUUGGACUCAAUUAUUUUCCUGGGCUUCUGUAUUUUGUGUGAAGCUUAGAAGGAUGCUUCUGUAAACUCAAAGAGUGAAAGACUGAAAACUAUGUACUUGCUGGAAUAAUAUGGAGGCUAACGUUUCUCCUCUUGCAGUUUCUUAAGUGCCUUAAAGUCAGAAUUAAAACUCCUAACAGUUACAGUGUGUAAUCUGCAGACACCUGGAUUUCGCUGGUUCGAAGACUGAUCGUGUGCUAGAUUUGCACGCGUAGAUGUUUGGUUACACAUAUCUGUGUAUGUGAUGCAAAGGAAUUAAGUUGACAGGAAAGAGGUGGCACCCUUCUUGAAAUUACUGAAUGCUGAAUGCAAAUAAAGUAUGUGGGAGAGGAGGUGCGGAAUUAAAACCCCCUGACAGUUUUGAAAUGACAGAUGGUUAACCUAUCUGCGGUAGACGUGGAAAGUUGUUGGGGUCGUGUCCAGUUUUUUUGAAAUGUCAGCCUGACAUCUGCAGUAAAAACUGCUGCAUUUACAAAAUGUCAGCAUACUUAGCAUGGGAUUAACUGAAAGAUAAUGUUACAAGUAAUGUUUACUUUCCACUGGCUGACAGCUUAACUCCAACUGAAACCAAAUCAGCUGCAGUUGCAUCAUGUCAAGGCUUUACAUUGCAGCUUGUGAAGAAGACAACCUUAGGAAAACGUUCAUUCAGCUGCAUCACAAUUUUUAUGGAUUAAAAUAUUUCUGCCUUUGUAAGUUACAGAUCAUUCUAAUCUGGUAUAAAUUUACCGAGCAAUUGUUUCAGUGCUUCCUUUCAUCGUUCAUCAAGUUAAUAGAACAUUUCAGUUAAAGGUACUGAAUGAUUUUUAUUUUCUUACGUCAUUCAAGACUUUAAUUGAUUAAAUGAGGUUGUGGGUUUUUUGUACUAAAAUGUAUGUAGUGAACUUGAUGUAUUUGUGAGCAUAUUUUAUAUAUCUCUAUUGUAAAUUAUAUAUAUAUUUUGUAACAAGAAAACGUUAGCAAAAUUUGUGUUUCUUUUCAUAAAAGAAAUAAAGUGUUUCUCUAAAACAUUCCAAUGGGUUUUCAAUUUAUUUUCACUGUUAGUACCCUGCAGCAUUCUUAAGUGCAUCAGUGUGUAUUACUGUGUUAGUGUAGCUGUGGUUAAGCGAAGAAGUAUCGCAGGAAGUCAGCCUCCCUCAUUUCACAUCUGGUAAUGGCAUUGACCUAUAUACUUCAACUUUAGCCCGUCUCAGUAUGGCUUAACCUCCACACAAUGCCUCUUUUAAAUAAAUACUUCUUAACCAGUGGUUAAGAGUUACUAUCACCUCACACUAAUCUGGCCUCCACAUUGCCAGUCAUAGUUAACAGCCGUGUAAUCUCUCUACAUGUUAUGUAUCCAGUUAAGCUACAAUUGAAAGAUACUGAUUGAUUUGCAGAAAACUAAAAGAAGCUGCUAAAUGGUUUUUCAGUUGUUGUUGUUGUUGUUGUUUUGUCAGGCCACUGUUAAAAAAAAAGUCAAUAAUGCAAAGCACGUCUAGUGUGACAGACAGCAGAUUUUUUUCAUGUGAUUUUAACUGUCUUUGCCCUAAAGGCAUUCUGCAGUCAACCAUAAACCCGUCUUCCAGGGGUUUGCUGUAUCCACUGUGCCUGCUGGCAGAGGUCAUCAAGUCAGGGAAUCUUUCCUGUCCUCCAGCUUGAUUUUUGCUGCAGCAGACUCAACUGUUCGAAGUCAUGACCACCAGUGACUUAUAAAUAAAAGAAGUUGGUAUGUGGUUUUUCAGGGUUUUUUUUAAAUGUCACACCACUGUUAGAAAUAAGCUGUCAAUAACGCCCAGCACACCAAGUGUAAUAGUGCACCCAAUGUAACCUUUAAUAAACACUGAACAGUAAGGUUUUGUUUUGUUUGUUUGUUUUUUUUCCUGUCAACCAGUGAUUAAGAAUGACUAUCGCCUCACUCUCACUGGCCCUUCACAUCGACUAUAGUUAAAAUAAGGAAAAAUUACACAGCUGUUAUGUAUCCAGCUAAUUUAGCUCCUAUAGCAAGAAAACUGUGUUUAGUGCCUGCAUUUAUGUCUACAUUUGUCUUAUAAUACUGCCAAAGUUACAGUUAUGAAGACAUGGUUUUUAAUGCUAACAUGCAAAUCUGGUAAAGACUGUUGGUUGAUUUGCAUGAAGCUAAAAGAAGCUGUUAAGUUCUUCACUUGUUUUUCAGUUGUUGUUAUUUUUUGUCAGGCCACUGUUAAAAAAUGUCAACAAUGCAAAGCAUGCCUAGUGUGAUAGAUAGCAGAUAUGUUCUUGUGAUUUUUACUUUCUGUGGCCUAUAGACAUAAGCCCUUCCUGAUGGUGCUAGAAUAACUCUGAUAUGAUUUGUACAGUGCAGGUGUUCCUCCAGAUGUUUGCUCUAUCCAUGAGAACUGUGCCUCCUGGCAGAGGUCAACAAGUCAGAGAAUCUUUCCUGUACUCUGGCUUCCAUUCUGCUGCAACAAACUCAGCUGUUAUAAGUUAUGACCCUUGAUAGGCCCUUGAUGCCACAGGCACAAAUGAAAAACCUGUACUUUUCCUUGCUCUAGCAGAAUUUGGGAAAUUACAGAGCUGGGGAACUGAUAGUCCAAGUGUGAGUGCACUCUUAACCAACACUUGGACUAUCAGUGUAUAGGAAGCAUCCAUCUAGAAGAGCAGUUUGGUGCCUCAAGGCUUACUUCAGCUUUUUCCUCUGAUUGGAUCUUUACGCAGACACACAACAGAGUCUUGGGGGAACUCUAAGUGGUGUAUGAAUCAUGACUUGUCGUUUCAUAUCUAGGAUUUGCCAGUCCUUUCAGCGUUAAGGUGUAUAGAUGGAAUGUUAUCAUGGACUGCUUGAUGUGAUGAGUGGUGAACUGUGGUUGCAGAGCAACAGGGCUUAAAUGUCUUGGUUAUAUUAUGGCAGCUCGUUCCACAGGAGUAAACUCAAAAGUGAAUGUUUAUGCUUGCAGUCUCACAGUUAGCUUUUGGUGCCACCUUUUGGCUUUUAGGCAGAACAUCAAAUUCUGUGACCUGAAUUACGUGUUUUGGAAGGAGGGGAAAAAAACCUUAGUGGUGUGUCAGCACUGCAAACAGAUUCCUCCCAAGCUCCUGUGCUAUGUAGGAGUCAUUCAUGUUUUAAAGCAGAACUGCAGGAACAUUAUAACCAUGUCUCUAGAGCACACACCAUUAUGUCUGAGCAACAUAGUGAUCGUUAAACAAUGCCAGUUUAGUAAUUUCCUGCUGGGGUUUCAACAAUUACUCAUACAGUUUUAAAGCAGUGUUACUGCAUUAUUCUAGUUAUUUUCUCAUAAUGAGAUCCCUUUUUAAGUUGCUAAAAUAAGUACCUGUUUUGCAGUUUUAUCCUCUAUAUGGUAUUUAUAACAGAUUUUGAUUGACGUUAAUGCUGCAGUUUUUGGCUCCCUGCCAAAAUUUGGCCCAGCUUUUCCUUCGUUUUAAGAAUUCCUUCUCAAUAAAAGCCCCCUCCCACGGGGAGCGUUUGUCUGCCAUUAGUAAUAAACAGAGGCGGGCCAACGCUUUGGUGGCGAGCUCUUAUUGUGAAGGCGAGAUGAGGCCGGUACAAUGCUUAGUCACGCUGAGUUACAGCUUUCCCCUCCUUUCUGUGUGGCUCGGGGCUCGGCAGACCGCGAUGGAGGAAUUGUUCUAGACUACGCUGUCAGCUGAACCAACUGCUUCUUAGUAAGUAAACAAACAAAUAGGUGGGCAUCCUCAAGGAAGGCUUCUCCAGAGAAAACAACGAAACACCGCUACCACUUCAUUCCUAAAGGCUCAACUGCCUCACCUAGAGUCUCGGACUCUGAAUAGCUCUUUUGAAGACAGCUUUGAUUAUUACUUUUUGUAACAAAGCAAUAGAUUUUAUUUUAUUUUUUUAUCACUGUGCAAGAUUGAUCUGCACAGUUUGUGAAUCUGGCACAGCUCUUGAGUUGUUUGAUUGAAGACUUUUUGAGCAGUCAAAAUAUAUUUGAUUAGAAGGCUCAGAGGAAGACAAGAUAACAGAGACGUACUGCAAACUGACUGUUUAUAUUGCUGGGUAUGAUUAAUACGUUUCUGCUGAAA
Haplochromis burtoni (Burton's mouthbrooder) is the source of this 6023-nucleotide messenger RNA. RefSeq names its product sphingosine-1-phosphate receptor 5b (gene s1pr5b). Gene Ontology annotation, cellular component: membrane. Bases 436 to 1647 code for a protein of 403 amino acids. Gene Ontology annotation, biological process: G protein-coupled receptor signaling pathway. The transcript has 3 exons. NCBI's taxonomy places the organism in Eukaryota, Metazoa, Chordata, Actinopteri, Cichliformes, Cichlidae. The record is from RefSeq and is a predicted model, not a curated record. Gene Ontology annotation, molecular function: sphingosine-1-phosphate receptor activity.